Peromyscus leucopus (white-footed mouse) is the source of this 1220-nucleotide messenger RNA. It is a transcript of the gene Rnaseh1, whose product is annotated as ribonuclease H1. The record is from RefSeq and is a predicted model, not a curated record. Gene Ontology annotation, molecular function: nucleic acid binding; magnesium ion binding; RNA-DNA hybrid ribonuclease activity. The coding region runs from base 86 to 949 and encodes 287 amino acids. Gene Ontology annotation, biological process: DNA replication, removal of RNA primer. The transcript is spliced from 8 exons. Lineage: Eukaryota; Metazoa; Chordata; Mammalia; Rodentia; Cricetidae.
CGUCACCUCCCUGCGCCGGAAGUGUGUCCGGCGGCCGGCGGGAGGCCGGCGGGCGACCAUGUAGGUGCCCUCGCCGGCGUGAGCGAUGCGCUGGCUGCUGCCGCUGUCCCACACAGUGACACUGGCCGUCGUGCGCGUGCGGCGAGGCGUCUGCGGGCUCGGGAUGUACUAUGCGGUGAGGAGGGGCCGCAGGACCGGCGUCUUCCUGAGCUGGAGUGAGUGCAGAGCGCAGGUGGACCGGUUCCCUGCUGCCAGGUUUAAGAAAUUUGCCACAGAAGAUGAAGCUUGGGCCUUUGUUAGGAGCUCUCCGAGCCCAGAUGGUUCAAAAGGGCAGGAAACUGCACAUGUGCAAGAAUCACCGGUCAAGACCAGCAAGCGGCCUCGGGAGCCUCCAGGGGAAGGGGAAGGGGAAGAACAGCCGGAGCCAGAGGCAAAGCACACCAGACAGAGCUCAGAGCUGGCUCCCCUAGUGAGCAAGGACACGUUUUCUUAUAUGGGAGAGUCAGUUGUUGUCUACACAGAUGGCUGCUGCUCCAGUAACGGGCGGAAGCGGGCGAGAGCAGGAAUUGGCGUUUACUGGGGGCCUGGCCAUCCCUUAAAUGUAGGUGUUAGACUUCCUGGGCGACAGACAAACCAGAGGGCCGAGAUCCAUGCAGCCUGCAAAGCCAUCAUGCAAGCCAGGGCUCAGAACAUCAGCAAGCUGGUUCUUUAUACAGACAGCAUGUUCACCAUCAAUGGGAUAACCAGCUGGGUUCAGGGCUGGAAGAAGAAUGGCUGGAGAACCAGUGCAGGGAAAGACGUGAUCAACAAGGAGGACUUCAUGGAGCUGGACAAGCUCACCCAGGGCAUGGACAUCACGUGGAUGCACAUUCCUGGUCACUCCGGAUUCGUGGGUAAUGAAGAAGCUGACAGGCUGGCAAGGGAAGGCGCGAAGCAGUCUGAAGACUGAGCAAAGUUGCUGCUGUGCCCUCAGACGCCAGGAGUGGUUGUUCCUUUACCCUGAUGUGCAGUGAGGACACAGCGUGGAGGACCUGACCGAGACCUGUGACGCAGCUUGAUGAGAAGUGCUUGGAUAACGAAAGGGGAAGCUUGAACUCAACCUUCUGUGGACAUUCAGUCAUGGCCUUCUGGGUCUGACAUUCUGCCCCACCUGCAGGGCUACAACGGGUUCUCGACCACCCUAAGGAGGGAAUGUAGGGACAGGAGAUACAAAGGAAAAU